Molecule: messenger RNA, 1670 nt
Organism: Paramuricea clavata
Lineage: Eukaryota; Metazoa; Cnidaria; Anthozoa; Malacalcyonacea; Plexauridae
Source: the annotation of a GenBank genome assembly
AUGCAAAAGCUACUUGAAAGUGUAGAUGUUUUAGCCAUCUCAGAACAUUGGUUAUACGCCGAUGAGCUUACUAUAUUAGACAAUUUACAUAACGAUUUUUUGUAUUAUGCAAAGACAACCGAACAAAAUAAUAUGAACACAAGGUGGAAGCGAGGUCAGGGGGGCGUCGCGAUUGUUUGGAAAAAACAUCUCAAGGCACAACGAUUAUUACUCGGAAAUGAUAGGAUCGUAGCAAUUAAAUUUCGAAUGAAUAAUCAGAAUUAUGUUUUCUGUAGUAUCUAUUUUCCAUCAACGAACAGUAACUUGGCUGAUUUUAUCGACACUCUAACUUGCCUUAAUGCAGUGUGCACUCAAUUAAGUUAUAGAGAAGAGCAAAUCAUUAUUGCAGGCGAUUUUAACGUACAUGUAUCGGAUCCACGUUCAGGUCAACGUGAAAAUAAUAGAGGAAAACUACUCCUUGAAAUGUUUGCUGAAUUUGACAUGUUUCCAGUUAACGUGGAUAUGCCCUGUAUGGGUCCGCUAUUCACGUAUUACUCAAGUUGUGGUAACAGUGUUGUUGAUUACAUUUUUGCGAGUAAGAACAUCGAAAGAAUUGUAAAGUGUGUUAAAGUUGGCGACGAACAUCCGUGCAAUUUAUCUUAUCAUCUGCCGUUGAUUGCUGGCAUUGAAAUUUCUGCUGGUAUAAACUGCCAUGAAUCAUCUAAUAAUUUAGAAAACGAGUAUGAACGAAUUGCGUGGAGAAAAUGUGCUUCGGAACAAGUACUAGAAUAUCAAAGGAGAUUAAAUGAUACAAUCACAACAAUGGAUGAUACCUUAUACACCAGUGAUGACGUUGAGAACUAUUAUCGUUUGAUCUGUCGCAGCAUAAAAAGCAGCGACAAAUGUCUACCUCGUGCGAAGUAUAAGAAGUCCAUCAAGCCCUACUGGAAUAUACCGAGAUCGAUCACAUCAGGUUUUGGAAAUAUGUAAACCGACGUAGAAAGAAGAAAAGAUCAACUAAUGUGCUCACAACGAAUGAUGGAAGAACUAUCUCAAACCCAGAAGAAAUAGCAGAUGUGUGGGCUAAUUACUAUGAAAAACUUUUAACUCCUGAGGAAAAUACAAAUUUUGAUGAUGACUUCAGGGAGUAUAUCGAUAUCGAGGUUAGUGACAUAACAAAAAACUCCUUAGCUGAAUUUGAUGAUAUCUUUCAGGAUCCCAUAACUUUAAAAGAGAUCGAGGAUGUGCUAACAGAAUUACCAAAUAAUAAAGCUCCCGGUGAUGAUGGCAUAACGUAUGAACAUAUUAAAUACUCUGGGGAUAUUCUGGCUGCCAAGCUGUUGAUACUUUAUAAUAAGAUCAUUGAAUUGGAGUACAUUCCAAGACAAUUAAAGUUAGGAAUCAAAAUUCCAAUUCCAAAGGGAGGGAAGAGCUGUGCAUCUAAAUUCGAUGAUCACAGAGGAAUUACUCUUCUUUGUACUUUUAACAAAAUUUUCGAACGUUUAGUACUCAACAGGCUUCAAAAUAAAAUAAGAUGUCGACACCACCCGCUUCAAGGGGCCUACCAAGCUGAGCGUGACGCCUUGACGACUUCAUUUGUUAUUGACGAGUCAACUAAGCAUUGUUGCGAGGAAAACGAUAAAGUAUUUGCCUGCUAUGUUGAUGUCUCAAAGGCAUUUGAUAAAGUAUGA